AUGACGACCACCUCCAUUGACUUGAAUGCACUUAAAAACAAGUUGCAGGAACUUAAAGAUGAGGGACUUAUGGAUGAGUCUAUAAAACACUCUAACUACUCAGAGGAACUCUAUAAAUUAUACAAAACAUCAAUCAAUGAUUACAUAAAUUCAAUGGAUUUACCUGCUUUAAGGCAGAUGCCCGGUAAGGUCAUGUUGAAAGAAGUUGCUAAGCAUUUUAAGAUGGUCCAAAAGCUCUCCUACUUCUUUGGAGAGCAUUCUAUUCCUAAACUCGGAUGGGUUGGACUUCAGAUAUUUUUUGAUUCGGUUUAUGGUAAAAUAAAGAUUGAUGCAAGGGAUGAAGUGAUUGAUCUGAUUAAGAGAGAUCGUGAGGAUGAGGAUGAGGAUGAGGAAAUUGACAAAAAAUUAUUGAAAAAUCUUACGGAUAUAUUUCAGAAGAAGGGAAAUUUUGAGAUGGAAUGCUAUUUGAAAGAUUUUGAAGAACCAAUGUUGGAACAUUCUGAAACUUACUACUCUCAAAAGGCCGAAUCAUGGAUUAUCAAGGAUUCUUGUCCAGAAUAUUUGUUGAAGGUUGAAAAAUGUUUGCAACAAGAGAUAUUAAGAGCUGUGAUUUAUUUUCAUACCAGAACACAUAAAUACUUGUUAGACAAAGUACAAAAUGUAUUACUCGUUCGUUAUGGAAGCCAAAUUCUGGAAAAGGAUUCAGGAUUCUGGGCCUUGCUUAGGGACAACAAGAAAGGUGAUCUUUCAAGGAUGUUUAACCUGUUCAAUAAAGUAGACAAAGGCUUGGAUCCAAUUGCAAAUACUUUUAAACAGCUUGUGAUUGCAGAAGGAACAGCGCUUGUUAAACAGGCACAAGAUGCAAGGACUAAAAAAGAAGAGAAAAGGGAUACCUGUGGAGCUCCAGAGCAGGAAUUCGUACGGAGGGUUAUUGAAAUGCAUGACAAGUACGAGCAUUAUGUCUUGGAGUGUUUUCAGAACCAUAAGCUUUUUCGAAAGGCUCUACAGGAAGCAUUUGAAACCUUCUGCAACAAAGGACCUGCAAAAAACUUGACUGCAGAAUCGCUCUCUGCAUUUUCUGAUAACUUACUAAAGAAAGACAGUACUGAGAAAUUAAGUGAUGAUGAGAUUGAUCUUGCUCUUGAAAACGUGGUGAAAAUCCUUCAACACGUUGAAAAUAAAGAUGUAUUUGCAGAGUUCUACAGGAAAAAACUUGCUCGUAGAUUGCUGGUUAAUAAAUGUCCAAAUGAUUGUAACGAACGAAGCAUGUUGGCAAAAUUAAAGGAGCAAAAUGGGGCACAAUUUACAUCAAAGAUGGAGGGCAUGAUUACGGACUUCUUUCUAGCGAAGGAGAACCAAAAUAAAUUUGUGGCACAUCUUAACAGAGAAGACAUUCGUGUUGGAUUAGAUUUGAAUGUUAGUGUCCUUACUACUUGGUGUUGGCCAACCUACAAGUCCCCUAAUAUCAAUCUGCCCAUUGAGCUGGAUAAAUGUAUAGGCAUAUUCAAACAAUUCUAUUCCAAGGAAACUGCGAAUCGCAUACUUACAUGGAUGUAUUCUCUAGGGGCCUGCACUGUAGAAAGCAGGUUUAAUGACAGGAUAAUAGAGCUGGUAUUAUCAACUUAUCAGAUUCCAUUUCCCCACAACAGUGAUGAGAAGAAGAAAGCGACGAUUGACGACGUGGAACAAACAAGAAAGUACUUGAUAGAUUGCGCAAUUGUUAACAUCAUGAAGAAGGAAAAACUACUGCCUUAUCAGCAGCUACAGAGUGAGUGUGUUGAGAGACUCAAAAAAGAUUUCAAGCCGGAUUUUAGAGCAAUAAAGAAGAGGAUAGAUGAAAUGAUUAAUAAGGAGUACCUGGAACGGGACAAAGAUGAUCACAGUAUGUUCAAAUAUUUGGCCUGAAAGGGUCUGAGCAAAGGACUUGUCUUUUUGGAAGCAAAGUGAAGUGUGUCAUG
This is a messenger RNA of Cryptomeria japonica (Japanese cedar), 1958 nucleotides long. Its product is annotated as cullin-1. Bases 1 to 1905 code for a protein of 634 amino acids. The transcript is spliced from 18 exons. Gene Ontology annotation, biological process: protein ubiquitination; ubiquitin-dependent protein catabolic process. Lineage: Eukaryota; Viridiplantae; Streptophyta; Pinopsida; Cupressales; Cupressaceae. Gene Ontology annotation, molecular function: ubiquitin protein ligase binding. The record is from RefSeq and is a predicted model, not a curated record. Gene Ontology annotation, cellular component: cullin-RING ubiquitin ligase complex.